Molecule: messenger RNA, 524 nt
Organism: Suillus subaureus
Lineage: Eukaryota; Fungi; Basidiomycota; Agaricomycetes; Boletales; Suillaceae
Exons: 2
Coding region: 157-444 (95 amino acids)
Source: RefSeq, a predicted model, not a curated record
AAGUGGUAGGAUUCCCGAACGCUCAUUUCCCAUCGGAUCACGUAUGCAUCAUCAGCGAGUUCCGCGUGAAGCCUCCAAGACCCCCAGCCUUGCUACCAACGGCGUCUUGAGCAAGCAUCCAAAUACAUCAUUUAUCGUCUCAUUUUUUGUACGCACAUGUAUUUGGCGGUACAUUGGUUCUACAUAUCGGGGUGCACACAUCACAUAUUCAUGAUAUUCCUUUUCAUGUCCAAGUUUCUUUGUUUGUUGAUGCUGCUGCUGUCGUCGUGCGUCGUCCUUUCAAGUUUCCGUACGAUUUUUGUUUUAUCCUUUUCUUCGUUUGUUUUUCUUUUUCUGUUCUAUUUGUUUUUUCUUUCUGGUAUUCAUUAUAAUGCUGCGCCCCUCUCAAGCGCCAUUGACAUACAUACAUACAUACAAACAUACGACAUACGACAAACUUUGUAGCACGUGUUGUACUGUUCCUUGUAUAUGAGACGGCUAUUCCCUCUUCCCCGACUCCCGACGUUGGUGGAGUGUUGAGUACG